CUACUCUUCCGCUGCGCUCUGAUGACGUUUCAGGAAACAACCCUCCUGUCGUCAGGGUGAAGGGUCAAGCGUUGUGAUUGUGGCGUUGUUUGCUAGGGAGGGUACAACGAUGUGGGUUCCGCGGCCGGGGGUUCUGCGGGCGCUGAGGGGGCUGGUAGUCUUCCAAGGGAGGCGACUUUCGGGAGUUGCUACGCAGCAACAAGGUAAAGGCAAUGUUGAUGAAUCUGCGCUUCGGCCACUGUACUUGGAUGUCCAAGCAACUACUCCUCUGGACCCCAGAGUUCUGGACAGCAUGCUGCCUUAUCUUGUACAUUACUAUGGCAACCCACACUCCAGAACUCAUGCAUAUGGUUGGGAGAGUGAGUCUGCCAUGGAAAAGGCCAGACAACAAGUUGCAUCAAUAAUUGGAGCAGAUCCUAAAGAAAUUAUUUUUACCAGUGGGGCAACAGAAUCAAACAAUAUAGCAAUCAAGGGUGUUGCAAGAUUCUAUAAAUCAAGAAAGAAACACAUAAUUACCACCCAAACUGAGCACAAAUGUGUGCUAGAUUCUUGUCGUGCCUUAGAAGCUGAGGGCUUUAAAGUUACAUAUUUGCCUGUAAAGAAAAAUGGGAUGAUAGAUUUAAAGAACCUAGAAAAUGCGAUACAACCUGACACGAGCUUGGUUUCAAUAAUGACUGUGAAUAACGAAAUAGGAGUGAAGCAGCGAGUAAGUGAUAUUGGUCAGAUCUGCAGUUCUCGCAAAGUUUUCUUUCAUACAGAUGCUGCUCAGGCAGUUGGAAAAAUCCCCCUGAAUGUCAAUGAUAUGAAAAUUGACUUAAUGAGCAUCAGCGGUCAUAAGAUCUAUAGUCCCAAAGGGGUUGGUGCCAUUUAUAUUCGACGUCGGCCAAGGGUGAGAGUGGAACCCCUACAGAGUGGGGGAGGUCAGGAGCGAGGAUUGCGUUCUGGAACUGUGCCAACUCCUCUUGUAGUGGGCUUUGGAGCAGCUUGUGAACUGGCACAACAGGAGAUGGAGUAUGACCAUAAGCGAAUUAGCUUGUUAGCUGAGAGACUUGUAACAAAAAUAAUGGCAGAAAUUCCUGAUGUGGUAAUGAAUGGAGAUCCAGUGGAUCGUUAUCCAGGUUGCAUCAAUUUAUCCUUUGCUUAUGUGGAAGGAGAAAGUCUGUUGAUGGCUCUUAAAGAAGUGGCUCUCUCAUCUGGAAGUGCUUGCACAUCUGCAUCUCUGGAACCAUCAUAUGUAUUGCGUGCAAUUGGAACGGAUGAAGACUUGGCUCACUCAUCCAUAAGGUUUGGUAUUGGUCGUUUUACUACUGAAGAAGAAAUAGAUUAUACAGUAACGAAAUGCAUUCAGCAAGUCAAGAGAUUAAGAGAAAUGAGUCCACUGUGGGAAAUGGUUCAGGAUGGAAUUGACCUGAAGAACAUUAAAUGGACACAACAUUAAGCAAGCAGACCACUUGUAAUCUUGGACUGCAUGAAUAUGUAUUAAACAGAUAUAUUAUGUACAUUCCUGAGUAAAAUUAUGUGGCGCUUUCUCAUGGUUUAAAAUACACAAUCUAAACACACAGCUUGGAAACUAAAGCGAAGAUGAAAUUUUGUCAAGAUGUACAUUAUAACAGGACAUAAGCAAAUAUACAUGGAUACAGUACUUAUAUUUUGAGAGUGAUGCUGAUAAAGCUUAGUAUGAAUAUUCA
Heteronotia binoei (common prickly gecko) is the source of this 1688-nucleotide messenger RNA. RefSeq names its product NFS1 cysteine desulfurase (gene NFS1). Gene Ontology annotation, biological process: [2Fe-2S] cluster assembly. Bases 110 to 1438 code for a protein of 442 amino acids. The transcript is spliced from 13 exons. The record is from RefSeq and is a predicted model, not a curated record. NCBI's taxonomy places the organism in Eukaryota, Metazoa, Chordata, Lepidosauria, Squamata, Gekkonidae. Gene Ontology annotation, cellular component: mitochondrion; cytosol; nucleus. Gene Ontology annotation, molecular function: cysteine desulfurase activity; pyridoxal phosphate binding.